This is a messenger RNA of Priapulus caudatus, 5896 nucleotides long. Its product is annotated as diacylglycerol kinase beta-like. The coding region runs from base 77 to 1666 and encodes 529 amino acids. Gene Ontology annotation, molecular function: ATP-dependent diacylglycerol kinase activity. Gene Ontology annotation, cellular component: plasma membrane. The record is from RefSeq and is a predicted model, not a curated record. Gene Ontology annotation, biological process: intracellular signal transduction; diacylglycerol metabolic process; lipid phosphorylation. Lineage: Eukaryota; Metazoa; Priapulida; Priapulimorpha; Priapulimorphida; Priapulidae. The transcript is spliced from 14 exons.
CAUAAAGGACGACGGUAACCACGUUUGGCGGCUCAAGCACUUCAACAAGCCUGCCUACUGCAACCUUUGCCUCAACAUGCUUGUUGGCUUCGGCAAGCAGGGCUUAACUUGCACUUUUUGUAAAUAUACAGUCCAUGAGCGAUGCGUACAGCGAGCUCCUGCCUCUUGCAUCGGAACCUACGUAAAAUCCAAAAAGACUUCACAGCUCUCCUCUCCACAGGUGAUGAAUCAUCAUUGGAUUGAGGGAAACUGUCCAGGGAAGUGUGAUAAAUGUAAAAAGUCUAUAAAGAGCUACAACGGCGUGACGGGUUUGCACUGCUGCUGGUGCCAGAUCACGCUACACAACAAGUGCGCGUCUCACCUAAAGCCCGAGUGCUCGUUCGGCGACGUGCAGGACCACAUUCUCCCGCCGACGACCAUAUGUCCCGCGGUGCUCGAGCGACAGCCGACUGUCGGCAGCAAGCGUACGUUAAAUCGCACCGACUCGGCGAUGCUGGAGGGAUCGGGCAUGCAAUUCCAGAUAACCCCGCAGCCCGGCACGCAUCCCCUACUCGUCUUCAUCAACCCGAAAAGUGGUGGCAAGCAGGGGAGUCGCAUCCUACGCAAGUUCCAGUACCUGCUGAACCCACGACAGGUGUUCAACUUGGCCAAGACCGGCCCGAUGCCUGGCUUCCAGUUCUUCAAGGACGUUCCCGAGUUUAGGGUGCUGUGCGCUGGUGGCGAUGGCACAAUAGGAUGGGUGCUGGAGACGAUGGAUAAGAUGAAUCUGGAGCAGAGCGGUCAGAAGGUGCAGGUAGCCAUCCUUCCGCUCGGAACAGGCAACGAUCUCGCGCGGUGUCUACGGUGGGGCGGAGGAUACGAAGGUGAAAAUUUAAUCAAAUUCCUGAAGAAGAUUGAGCGAUCGACGCCUGUUCAGCUGGACCGGUGGAACAUCGAGUUCUCCUCGGCCGAGAGAGGUGACGAAGAGAAAGGCGACCCUAUCCCUGCCAACAUCAUUACUAAUUAUUUCUCUAUUGGAGUUGAUGCUUCGAUAGCGCAUAGGUUUCACAUAAUGAGGGAGAAGCACCCGGAGAAGUUUAGCAGCCGCAUGAAGAACAAGCUGUGGUACUUUGAGUUCGGCACGUCAGAGACAUUCUCAGCCACAUGCAAGAAUCUACACGAUAAGAUCGAUAUCAUGUGUGACGGCGUGUCUCUGGAUCUGGCGAGUGGUCCCUCACUGGAGUGUAUCGGAAUCCUCAACAUACCAAGCAUCUAUGGAGGGUCGAACCUCUGGGGCGACAACCCCGGCGUGCGCAAGCGCGGCAAGACAUCUAAGAGCCAAAAGAAACGGGACAAGGAUCGCGACAUUUCAUCCAACAGCAUAUCAUCGGGUGAUGCCAAUUUCACUCUACAAGACAUUGGUGACAAGCAGAUUGAGGUGGUGGGACUGGAGAAUGCUCUGCAUGCGGCACAAGUUCGCACCGGCUUGCGUGCAUCAGGCAGGCGUCUGGCCCAGUGUUCUUCUGUCACCAUAAGAACCAGGCAACGAUUUCCAAUGCAGAUUGAUGGUGAACCAUGGAUGCAGCCUCCUUGCACAAUCCAUAUAACACACAAAAAUCAGGUGACAAUGUUAAUGGCGCCACACAACAACAACAAGCUUAAACUAUUCGGCCUCUUUAAGAAAUGACAAUUACUGAAACGGCGGUCAGGGAGUGAGCCGCCGUCGUUCACUCAGAGCCGCAUGGCCGUAGAAAACGAUCUCUGCAGUAUAGUCGAACAAGAUUGAAGCUAUCGCACAACGGUCAUAUUGCUAGACGAGCAAUGAUGAGUAAGGGACUUGGUUAUGAGCAACAGAAACAGGCGAAUAGGGAAGCAUCCAUCCAUCACACUUCCUGACGUCAGGCUAUGUCUAAAAUACGGCACGCAGAUCAAAGCCACGGUGAGGCUCAAUUCCUUGUGUGUCUCUAAUAGGUCUCACGCCCGCGACCCACCCCAUGUUCCCAAUACCAACACCAACCAAGUCGUUUGUGAUGUCAGGGAGACCCAAAAAUCUACAUUUGCAAGUCUCAGGGAAAAUCGGAGGCUGAAAAGUACGAGCGAUGGCGAGCCAAGACGACAGCUUGUGUUCGCACGAACGAGGAGCAUCAUGGAAGAGUCAAUUAAGCGUAGUCCGUCUCCGAGAUGCUGUGAUGUCUCGGGCAAUUCACCGAUGAAACAUCAGACUCUCAUGCCGACACACUGAGCGUAGAGGUGCUGAUGCUAUUAGUUUAUGUCACGUCCUCACGCGAUUGCCGUCCGUUAACGUCGACGAUAUUGUGAAAACGCGAGGGUAUUGUAAUAAGUGGAAUUAAAACUAAAUCCUAUAGUGUAAAAUGCGAAGGGCGAAAAUUCGCUUGCGGUUGGUUAUAUUUUAUCUUGUGGGGUCGAAUCGAGAAUCGACGUUGCGAUGCGGACGCGUCAGUUCGAGAUUCGGCAGUAAUGUUAUGCUGUGGGGAAGACAGUGCCGGGAAAGUGCCUCAACGACUACAGAUUUUGCGUCAUACCGUAGGAGCGAAACCUUGUUAUCGUAGGCCACAUAGUAUUUAGCGGAUCCACUGUUCAACCAAGACCCCGUAGCGUGAUGACAUAGUUUGCAUAGGGCAGCACGAGAGUGGUGGGCGCAUAUACAUGUAGAUGGCGCCGUUUUUAUUUCAACGCUGGGCCAUCCUCUUGUGCUGCUGACGUUUCGCGGUUAGCAUAGAAUAAAGAUGUACUUUAUCAUAUCCUCGUGUCUUAACAGUCGAAUCAUUGGUUUCUUGUGGGUAGAUAUCGAAACGCAUAUGCCAUGUCACUCGACACUGUUCAUAUAUCGAUGCUAAAUAAGUGUUUUACUUAUGUCUAUACUUCCACCUCUUCUCCAUAGUUAAAUGUCUUGUUGGAUUGAUACCGAGAGCAUGCAGUCGAGAGUGUGUGGGCGUCAUCUUGGUCGAUGUCGUCCGUCCUGGCGUGCUUGUUUGCGUUGAGCUCGGUAGACAGGUGGAGCGAAAUAGCGAGGAUGAGAGAACACAUGAGUGUGACUGGCGCCUCCGCAAUCAUGUACCCGCACGAGCAGCCUGGUUUACAACAUAUUCCCUAUUAAAUUCUAUAUAUGUACAGUUGAUAUUUUCGGCGUGCUGUGUACAAUUCCAUUUACAUUGGUGCUUUGUGUACAUAUAGGUACAUAUAGGUAUAUAUACCACUGUCGCAUGUGGAUGUGUCGUAACAAUGGUGAAUGGCGUUUGAUUCGCGCCCAAAUAAAGAGCUUCAAACCAUACGUUGUGCGUACAAGAAUCAUAGUCACCUGGUUAACAGGUGAGGGGCGAGUGUGCGCAUAGUGUAGAUGUAUCAGUGUAGCUUUUUCUUCAGGGUAUACCUAUAUAUACAGUACCACCAUAUCUACGAUAUUGUCCCUUUUCUAUUGUUUUCCAUAUAAAAUGGACACACGGAGGUUAUUUCUAUACAGAAUAAUUUCAAGGAAUGUAUUUCAGAAAUUAUAUAACGGUCAUUGUUAUUGUAAUCAAGUUGCUAUAAUCAUUGGUUCAUUUUCCAGCCAUAAUACUGCAUUAUACUAUUUUUAAGUUCGAUCGCCGUACUCUAAACAGCAAAAGAAUGGUGAUUUCUUUUAUAAUUUAGUGUUCGAAUUCCCGUUUAGUGGAAACCGAUAAGUAUCAGAACAUAAUGAAAUAUACGAGACAAUUACUAUUUUGUUAAAUUUCAAGUCCGCAGCCAUGUAUAUAUUACUAUAAAAAGACAUACAUACAUUAUAUGCAUUAUGUGUAUAUAUGGUAUUUAUAAGGGUACGUUUUAAUCAUUAUUGAGUUUAACCCCCAACACAUGUUUGGGCUUUCAAAUAUUCGAAAGAAGCGUGGUAUGCAGUUGACUAUGUGAUGAGGUAGAUCACGUCUUUAUGAAUAUAGCUUAGUUGUUACGAUCAUGACAUAAUUUAUUGUCAUCUAUGUAAUUUCUAUAUAAUUUUUAUGGGCGAAUAUAAAAGCAUUUCGCCGACCGUUCCCUAUCGUAAACUGUGCGAUGUUUUAACGGGCACAACUCAGCUGCCAGUUAACAUCCCAUGCUAGGACUGAAUCCCAUAUAUAUAUAUAUAUAUUAAUAAUAUAGUUACGUUUUAAAUAUUUCAUUCUCUGGUGUUGAAUUUCAUACCAUGCCGUAGCUGUUGUGGACUGAAAUGCAAGCAGGUGUGAUAUACACACACAUAUACAAUGUUCGACAUUAGUUAGCUAAAUACGGACAUUGACAACUGCAGGGCUUAGACGACGCUAGUAGUUUUUUCUAUAUAUUUAUAUAAAUAUAGUCUAGCGAAGUUAGCUAGGUGUGAUCCAGUGGACAUCCUAAUUGAUAGACGACUCGGUUACACAUUAUCCGAGUGAGGGACGUGGCGCCAUCUGUCAGGUGGUCGCUACGUCGCGGACAUGUCUUGUGACGGGUACUUAGCAAGUUAGCACCUCAUGGCCCACAGCCUAUGCGAAGCGCGGCGUCUACGGUACACUUGUUCAGGGUCCAGCUUAAACCACAACUACCGGCAGAUAGAUUCAGAGGUACAGGGCGGUUGGUACGCACAAUCGAGGUGCGACGUGAGGAGAGAGUUAUGUAAUAAUAAUGCACAUCUAUUGAGGAGGACCCCCGUCUUACUUUUGUUGCGAUGGCCGCCCGCCAGGAACGAGUCGAUGGAGCCAUGAUUACGCGCGGAUUCCAUGGGGUGAAUGACUAUAAAGAGAUUUAUUAUUACAGCUGUUAGAAGCAGUGUGUUUCACUAUUAAAGUGAUUAUUAGCAGUAUCUAAAAGACCAAUUUUAUUAAGUAAAAUCUGAAAAGAUUUCUAUGUAUAUAUAAUAUAUACGAAUACUUACACGAUGAUGGAUUGAGUGAAGACGGGAGUGUUGUCAAUUUUAAUCGCCUUUACUUUAAAGGUAAUAUAUGAAAUAAUACUGCCUAUUUAUGCAGUUCUUCCAUUUGGGUUUUAGUUGUGAAUUUUGUACACAUCCUACUAGAGAGAUAUUUCUACAAUGUUGCACUGAUAAGUCGUAGUAGCAAAAGAUAGAGAAGCCUUUUUAUGUUCCCACCAUGUAGCGUAGCAAGCACACUGGAUGCCAUGUUGCUCUGAAUGUAUCACGCCGACUCCCAUCCGCAGGCCACGGGAUUUACAUGUUAUUUCACGAUGUUCCGUACCGGUAUCAGUGCCGAAAUGAGCCAAGCCUGCCUUUCUGAUGCUACCUCACUUGUUUUCCCCCGUGAUCAGUAGGCAACGACCCCUCCAACUUUGCACUUUAAAAUUACAUAGAAAAUGCUUAGACUAACUUUGCGUCGAGAUAGGUAGGAGGUAGAUACUCACAACGCCAACCUGAAAUCACUACCAAUAAAAUACCGCACCUCACAUACACCACAGUCAUUCCUAACAAUGAACAACCGCACCUCACAUACACCACAGUCAUUCCUACCAAUGAACUACCGCACCUCACAUACACCACAGUCAUUCCUAUCGAGUUAUAACCCGAGACUUGUGCAUGUAGCUACAUGUAUCUCACAAGUUCAUAGAUUAGAUUGACAAAUCCAAAGACAACCAUAAUUGUUGUAAGUUUCGACAGACACGUGUCAGCCUUUAAUCGGAGUUGUGGUUAUUUGCAGUUAUAAAAGGGCUGGUUUCCCAAUUCGUGAAUUACAUUAUUGAUUAGCAACAUGGCCGCAACUGGUAUUGUGCUGUGACUAUGAAAUAUCUUAAUAAAUUUUACAGUUGUCUUUAUUUAAACUAUUCUUUCCCCUUAUUAACAAUUAAGUUAAUCGAUUCUACAACGUUUCUUCUAUGUGUUACGAGUUAUGUGCGGUGGUUGUUUUGUACAUAUUAUUGUACAAAAAAUAAUAAAAGUAUAUGUAGCUGUAUGUAUUAA